GUGGUUUGUUGGUGGUACAGUGUGGCACGUGUUUAUUUUAAAAAGAAUUCUUAAAUACAUUCGUUAUUUAAUAAUAAUGGGUAAAGGACGAAAACAUAAACCAAAAAAGAAUUUUGCUGAAAAGCGCCGUGAAAAACAACAAAAAAAAAAUGAAUGGGAUAAUAUACCACACAGAACUUAUGCUGAUAUAGUAAGAGAGAAUAAGGAUUUUGAAAAUUAUUAUAAAACACAAAAUAUUGUUCCUGAAGAGAAAUGGGAUGAAUUUCUUUCCACAAUGAGGACGACUCUACCAGUAGCAUUUCGUAUUACUGGUUCUAAAUCCGAAGCAAAAGUUUUACUAGAUAUUAUAAAGAGUGACUUUUUUAAAGAAAUUUUAAAUACUAAUUUAGAAGAUGAUCAAGAAGAUACUGAUAAGAAAAAACCAAUAUUACAUUGCUUACCAUUUUAUCCAGAAGAAUUAGCAUGGCAAUUACAAUUAACAAGAAAAAUUAUACGUAGAUCUGAAGCGUACUUUAGAUUACAUAAUUUUUUAAUUGCAGAAACAAAUAGUGGUAGUAUUAGUAGACAAGAAGUAGUUAGUAUGGUACCACCUUUAGUCUUGGAUGUAAAACCUUGGCACAAGAUACUAGACAUGUGUGCUGCACCAGGAUCAAAAACAGCACAGUUGAUAGAAAUGAUACAUGCAGAUGAGGGUAAUAUACCUCCAGAAGGUUUUGUAAUAGCAAAUGAUCUUGAUAAUAAUCGUUGUUAUAUGCUUGUACAUCAAGCUAAAAGGUUAAAUAGCCCUAAUAUUCUUAUCACCAAUCAUGAUUCAUCAAUCAUGCCAAAUUUUAAUGUAACUCGGACUGAUGGUACAAAAGACAUUUUGAAAUUUGAUAGAAUACUUGCCGAUGUACCAUGUAGCGGUGAUGGUACAAUGAGAAAGAAUCCAGAUAUUUGGUGUAAGUGGAAUGCUGCAAAUGGUGAUAAUCUUCAUGGUAUUCAAUACAGAAUAGCAAGGAGAGGAUUAGAAUUAUUAGCAGUUGGAGGUAGAAUGGUGUAUUCUACAUGUUCAUUAAAUCCUGUUGAGAAUGAAGCAGUUCUUCACAGAGUUCUUGCUGAAACACAGGACUCUGUUCAAAUAGUGGAUUGUAGAGAUUUAGUACCAGGAUUAAUAUGUGAUCCUGGUGUAACACAUUGGUUGCCAGCUUCUAAAAAUUUACAAUAUUAUAAUUCAUGGGAGGAUGUACCUCAGCAGUGGCAAACACAAAUUCGACCAAAAAUGUUUCCACCAAAUAAAGAAGAUUGCUCGAAGUUUCAUCUAGAACGUUGCAUGAGAAUAUUACCACAUCACCAAGAUACAGGAGGAUUUUUUGUUGCUGUACUUGAAAAAGUUAAACCUUUGCCAUGGGAAAAUGAAUCAAGCGUAUCUAAUCAAAAUCUAGAAAAUACAAACACCGAUAAUAAAAAAGGUGAACUGAGUCUUGAAGAAGAGGCAGAACAUGAGGAAAGAGAAAAUAAUUCAAGUGACAAAAAAAGAGCAUUGGAAGAUGAAAAGAAAUUGCAAGAACCCCAAAGGAAACGUAAAAGAUUUAUUGGAUAUAGAGAAGAUCCGUUUGUUUUCUUUAAAGAUGAUAAAGAAGACGUUUGGUUAUCCAUUAAAGAAUUUUAUGACAUAUCUGAUGAUUUGGAUCCACGAUGUUUAUUAGUCAGAUGCAAUGAAGGGAAAAAGAAAAACAUCUACUUCACAUCACCAGCAAUCCGUGACAUUGUCAUAUCGAACGAAAAUAAAGUCAAAAUGAUUAAUACAGGUGUUAAAACAUUUGUACGCUGUGACAACAAAAACAUGAAAUGUGCCUUUAGACUUGCACAGGAAGGAAUGCAAAGCGUUUUUCACUAUAUUGGCAAGAGCAGAAAACUUAAAAUAAUGAAAGAAGACCUAAUUAUGCUCCUGCAAAAUAAUGAACCCCGUACGCCACCUGAAAUUAUCAAAUUGACCUCAGAGACUCAAGAACUUCUUAAAGAUUUUGCAACUGGCAGUUGUAUACUUAUAUACGAAGAAGAAAAGGCUGAUAAGCUUUAUCCAUUAAAAUUACAGUUGGUAGGUUGGAGGGGUACUAUGUCUCUUAGAGCUUAUGUGCCUAUUCAUGAUGCGAUUCAUAACUUACGUUUACUAGGAGCUGACUGUUCAAUGUUUGAAAAAAAUAAAUUCAAAGAGAACCGCAAUUUGUUAACAGAUGAAAUUAAUAAUGAAGAGCUGCCAAAUGAAGAGACUAUUAUUGAAGAAAAAAUUGACGAAAAUGGUGAUUCUUUAUAAAUGAUUGAAAUAAUUAUUAUUACUGGUGUCAAUGCUAGUAAUAAUCUUAUACCAAUUUAAUGUUCCUUAGAGCAAUGAAUGUUCGUUCUUUACCAUAUAUACAUAUAUAAUAUUUGUUAUAUACAAAUAAAAUACGUAUAUAUACUUUACUACAAACUUUA
Polistes canadensis is the source of this 2457-nucleotide messenger RNA. It is a transcript of the gene Nsun2, whose product is annotated as tRNA (cytosine(34)-C(5))-methyltransferase. Gene Ontology annotation, cellular component: cytoplasm; nucleus. NCBI's taxonomy places the organism in Eukaryota, Metazoa, Arthropoda, Insecta, Hymenoptera, Vespidae. Gene Ontology annotation, biological process: tRNA methylation. The coding region runs from base 77 to 2296 and encodes 739 amino acids. Gene Ontology annotation, molecular function: tRNA binding; tRNA (cytidine-N5)-methyltransferase activity. The transcript has 11 exons. The record is from RefSeq and is a predicted model, not a curated record.